Molecule: messenger RNA, 717 nt
Organism: Humulus lupulus (European hop)
Lineage: Eukaryota; Viridiplantae; Streptophyta; Magnoliopsida; Rosales; Cannabaceae
Product: putative protein TIC 214 N-terminal part
Exons: 4
Coding region: 34-717 (227 amino acids)
Cellular component (GO): membrane
Source: RefSeq, a predicted model, not a curated record
UCUUUUAUACUAGGUAAUCUAGUAUCCUUAUGCAUGAAGAUAAUAAAUUCAGUCAUUGUGGUCAGACUCUAUUAUGGAUUUCUGACCACAUUCUCCAUAGGGCCCUCUUAUCUCUUCCUUCUCCGAGCUCACAUUAUGGAAGAAGGAGAAGAAGGAACCGUGAAGAAAGUAUCAGCAACAACCAGUUUUAUUACGAGACAGCGCAUGAUGUUCAUAUCGAUCUAUUAUGUGCCUUUUCAUCUAGCAUUGGGUAGACCUCAUACAAUAACUGCCCUACCUCUACCCUAUCUUUUCUUUCAUUUCUUUUGGAACAAUCACAAACACUUUUUUGAUUAUGGAUCUACUAAUAGAAAUUCAAUGCGUAAUCUUAGCAUUCAAUGUUUUAGUUGGUUGGUUAAUUGGUCACAUUUUAUUCAAAAUAAUUCUAUUAGAUCUAAUAAGUAUAUGGUGGCAAAAUUGAGAAAUUUUGUGGCUCGAAUCUUUAGCAGAAUAUCGUCACCCAUUGUUACUAAGAAACUGAAAGAAACCUUAGAAAUAGAAGAAACAGAUGUAGAAAUAGAAACAACUUCUGAAACGAAGGGGACUAAGCAAGAACAAGGGGGGUCCACCGAAGAAGAUCCUUCUUCUUGCCAUUUUUCGAAAGAAAAGGAGGAUUUGGACAAAAUUGAUGAAACGAAAGAGAUACAAGUGAAUGGAAAGGAAAAAAAGGUGGAUUAG